AUGUCUCCCAAGCUCAUCGUUAUUCUCGGAGCCACAGGCAAUCAAGGUGGUUCCGUCGCCGAAGUCUUCCUCUCCGAGCCAGGCUGGAAGGUCCGCGCCCUCACCCGCAACACCUCCAGCGCCAAAGCCAAAGCUCUAUCUUCCAAGGGCGCUGAAGUCGUCCAAGCAGAUCUCGAUGACCCUUCUUCUUUGGAGGCAGCAUUCCAGGGGGCUCACGCUAUCUUCGCUGUCAGCGACUUCUGGGGUCUUUACUAUAACGAGUCCAACAGAUCCAAGACUAAACCUGGUCAGGCCCUCAAUGACUGGGCCGCUCAGCAUGAAGAACAGCAGCUGAAGAAUGUCAUUGACAUUGCCGCUAAAGUUCCCACUCUCGACCGCUUUAUUCUCUCCUCUCUGUCUCAUUCGGAGAAGUGGUCUAAAGGUAAAUAUACUCGUGUCUACCACUUUGAUGGCAAGGCUCGAGCGACGGAGUAUGCUCAAAGGGAGCAACCUGAUCUGUGGGCCAAGACAAGUGUCUACCAAGCUGGUCUUUUUUUAAGCAACUUUGUUCUUUUACCGCCGAAUCAGCCUUUCAAGAACGCCGAUGGAGUCGCUCACUUCGUCUCAACUCUUGACGUCGACACAAAGCUCCCCUACAUCUCCCCUGAAGAGGAUACCGGCCCCUUCGUCAAGGCACUCAUCGUUGAUGAACCUGCAGGCCACAACCUCAUCGCCUACAGAGAGUGGCUAUCUGCCAAUGACAUCGCUGCUACCUUCACAAAAGCCACUGGUGUCCCGUCAAAGGCCAUCAAGGACGACAAUUCUAUCCCCCCCGGUGUGUCUGACGAGUUGUUGGGCGAGAUGAUUGACUGUUUUUCCUACUUUAAUGAGUUUGGCUACGAGGGUCGAGAUGACCCAACUGUGGUUCAUCCUCGCAGUCUCAAGUCUGCACCAAAACUCAGCACUGCUGAGGAAUACUUCAAGAAGCAGGACUGGUCCAAGGUCUUUGGAUCUUAAGAGGAGUCCCCGAAAGGUAUUGGCUGAAUACUAUUGCAAUCACUAUAGGAGAUGGACUGUAGAUAUAGUUGUCGCAAAAAUGUUCUUGUUGCCUAUGUUAUAUCUCUAAGAGAUUAGCUAGAAUCGAAUCAUGUAUACGCC
Fusarium verticillioides 7600 is the source of this 1137-nucleotide messenger RNA. RefSeq lists its product as hypothetical. The transcript has 3 exons. The record is from RefSeq and is a predicted model, not a curated record. NCBI's taxonomy places the organism in Eukaryota, Fungi, Ascomycota, Sordariomycetes, Hypocreales, Nectriaceae. Bases 1 to 996 code for a protein of 331 amino acids.